AUGUCUAAUCUUAAACGUAAAGAGUCUCAGACUAUUGAUUCUAGACCAUCUAUUCUAUCCUCUGCUACUCAGUUGUCCAAGUCUCGUAAAAAGGUGCGGAUUGGUGGGUCUACUGUCUUGGGUGGGCUAGAUGAUGAAUCUUCAACUACACACCUCCAUACUAUGAAUCCCAUCAGACCUGGCAUCAAGGGUGUAUCGGAUACCAUUCUACGAAAGUCUCAACACAACAUCACUCGUUCUGGUUGGGCAGCUACUUCUGGUUGCGACAUGGAUGACGACGAUAUGGACGAAGAACUUGAAUCAUUUAAACAUCGUCGUGGUGCUGUCCGAUCUGAUGCAUAUGAAAGUGAUGAGGAUGUCGUGGAUUCAGACGAUAAUACAGAUGAUGACGGAGAUGGAACUAAAGCAGCUCCAGGAUUUUCCAAAUUCGGUAAACCGAAACAUUGGCACAAUGCAGAUGACGAAGAAGGCGAUGACAAGAACGAUCAAAAGCCAGAGGCUGAUCAUGAAGACGAUGAUAUGUUUGGUGAGGGAUUUGAUAAAAAGAAUCCAACUAGUAUUCCAAAAAAGCAUUUGGAAAGCAAUGAGAUUAACGGACAGGAAUGGCGUGAGGAUUUUGACGAUAUCAUUGAUGAUAAUGGGACAGUUAAAAUCGAGCCAUUCAAUAUGGAUCGCGAGCUGGAUGAAGGCGAGUUUGAUGAAAGCGGACAUUAUGUAGUCAAGAAGGAUGAGCAUGCAAUUCAUGAUUCGUGGCUUCAAAAUCUCUCCAAAAUGGACAUUGAAAAGGCGCGACGAGCCAAAGAAGCACAGAUGGACAAGAACAAGGAAGUCGAGGAUGUUGUAUUUGAUUCGGAUAUCAACAUGUUAUGGCGUGAAGUGCUUGGAUAUAUGCAGCCCCGUGAGACUCUCAUCAAGACUAUUCAACGAAUUGGAUUUUUAUCAAAGAAAAAAAAAGCAAAGGAUGUAAAGAAAAGCGACGCUGAUAUAGAAAGUAGAUUGACUCCAGACAUGAUCAAGCAACGCAAAGUAGCACUUGAGCGUAUUACUGCGUUGGGGAGCCAUUUGUUUGAUAGCGAUCAAUCAGCGUACGAGAAAUCGUAUGAGCAAAUUGUUCGUCUACUUCGUAGCAAAGAUUUAAUUGAUGACGACUGGGUUCAUGGAACUCCUUUGCCACCACUUUCUGAAAAAGCACAAUCAGAAGCAUUCGAGUACAAAUGGGGUGAAACGGGAACUGACUUGUAUGGUCCAUUCACACAUAACCAGAUGAACGUGUGGGCACAAUGCGGGUUACUUGCACAAGGAGAUGCACAAGUUCGGAUUGUUGGAAGCGACUCGAUCUUUAAACCUGUUUCUGAAUUCACAUUUCAGUCUACUACAGAAGAAACCUGACGGAUUGCGGAUUAAAUGGGUUAAUUAUUCACGUUGCGAUUGGUGUUUGAAUCUCAUGCAAUCCAUUGUUUCUAAUACACGAAUUAACAAGCAAUAAAAUAUGGAUUGUUUUUUUGAUG
Molecule: messenger RNA, 1508 nt
Organism: Batrachochytrium dendrobatidis JAM81
Lineage: Eukaryota; Fungi; Chytridiomycota; Chytridiomycetes; Rhizophydiales
Exons: 6
Coding region: 1-1389 (462 amino acids)
Cellular component (GO): U5 snRNP
Molecular function (GO): protein binding
Source: RefSeq, a predicted model, not a curated record